Poecile atricapillus (Black-capped chickadee) is the source of this 5733-nucleotide messenger RNA. It is a transcript of the gene MLLT3, whose product is annotated as MLLT3 super elongation complex subunit. Lineage: Eukaryota; Metazoa; Chordata; Aves; Passeriformes; Paridae. The coding region runs from base 295 to 2028 and encodes 577 amino acids. Gene Ontology annotation, cellular component: super elongation complex. The transcript is spliced from 12 exons. Gene Ontology annotation, biological process: regulation of DNA-templated transcription. The record is from RefSeq and is a predicted model, not a curated record.
GCGCAUGCGCGGCGGGCGCUGCGCUGGCCGGCGGGGUUGGGGCGAGCGCUGGGGCUGCCGCGGGCGGGGAGCGGGAGCGCGGGGAGCGGGAGCAGGAGCGCGGGGAGCCGGAGCCGCGAGCCAGAGCCGGCAGCCGCCGCCGCCGCAGCCGGCCGGAGCAGCAAAACAGAGGAUGCCUGCCGCCCGCUCGCCGUUUCUCUGCGCGCCCGCCAUCUCCACGUCCUCAUGAAUUAGGGCUGCGCGGUGGGGGUGGGGGACGGCAGCGAGCGUCCCGGCGGAACCGGCGACCCAGGCAUGGCCGGCUCGUGUGCCGUCCAGGUGAAGCUGGAGCUGGGACACCGGGCCCAGGUCAGGAAGAAACCCACCGUGGAGGGCUUCACCCACGACUGGAUGGUGUUUGUCAGAGGGCCUGAGCACAGCAACAUUCAGCACUUUGUGGAGAAAGUCAUCUUUCACCUGCACGAGAGCUUCCCCAGGCCGAAAAGAGUGUGCAAGGACCCACCCUACAAAGUUGAAGAAUCUGGAUAUGCUGGUUUCAUUUUACCAAUUGAGGUUUACUUCAAAAACAAGGAAGAACCUAAGAAAGUUCGAUUUGACUAUGACUUAUUCCUGCACCUUGAAGGCCACCCACCUGUAAAUCACCUCCGCUGUGAAAAGCUCACAUUCAACAACCCGACAGAGGAAUUCAGAAGAAAGCUGCUAAAGGCAGGAGGGAUGAUGGUAAUGUCAGAUGGCACAUCGUUUUCUUCAGGGCAGAGCCUUCAUCUCCCCAGCCUUCCCACUAACUAUCUGUCUUUUUCUGAAGUGAAGAAGAAAUCAUCUCAUGGGCCAAAGGACCCAGCUAGGAUUCUGAACAUAAAUAGCAGCAGCAGUACUAACAGUUUUUCAAAGACCCAGAAGUUAACAAAGGAGCACAAAGAAAAAAUUUCUAAAGACUCAAAAGAACAAAAAAGUGCCUUCAAAGAACCUUCCAGGGAACAUAACAAAUCUUCCAAAGAAUCCUCUAAGAAACCCAAAGAAAACAAACCACUAAAAGAUGAAAAAAUGGUUCCCAAAAUGGCCUUCAAGGAACCCAAACCCAUGUCCAAGGAACCAAAAUCUGAAAACACCCCCAUCCUAACCAUAACGUGUGGACAGCAGCAAGAAAAGAAGACUCUCACAAAAAGGCCCUCUGUGCUGGACACUGAUGAAUCUUCUGCAAGAAAAAGAAAAAAACCCAGCUCAGAUUCAUUAUUUAAAAGUUUUCCUAGUGCCCCACCACUGAUUCUUACUUGUUCAGCUGACAAAAAACAGACAAAAGAUAAGCCUCAACUCAAGGUGGGGAGAGUCAAAAUUGAAAAUGAUGCACUGGAAAGGAAGACGCCUACUUUGCCACCAUUUGAUGAUAUUGUAGAUCCCAGUGAUUCUGACAUGGAGGAAAAUGUCUCCUCCAAAUCUGACUCUGAACAGCCCAGUCCUGCCAGUUCCAGCUCCAGUUCCAGUUCCAGUUUUACACCAUCUCAAAACAACAGACAACAAGGUCCCUUGAGGACUAUAAUGAAAGAUCUGCAUUCAGAUGAUAAUGAAGAUGAAUCAGAUGAAGCAGAUGAGAAGGACAAUGACUCUGAGUUGGAACAACCUGUAAAUACACGAGGAGGAAGCAGGAGUCGCAGGGUUAGUCUGAGUGAUGGCAGCGAUAGUGAUAGCAGCUCAGCUUCCUCACCGCUGCGUCAUGACCCAGCACCACCUGUACUGAAAACCAGCAACAGCCAGAUUUUAGAAGUGAAAAGUCCAAUAAAGCAAAACAAAACAGAUAAACAAAUGAAGAAUGGGGAUUGUGAUAAGGCAUAUCUUGAUGAAUUAGUAGAGCUCCACAGAAGAUUAAUGACAUUGAGAGAGAGACAUGUACUGCAGCAGAUAGUAAAUCUUAUAGAAGAAACUGGACACUUUCAUAUCACAAAUACAACCUUUGACUUUGAUCUUUGUUCACUGGACAAAACUACAGUCCGUAAACUACAGAGUUAUCUGGAAACAUCUGGAACCUCCUGAGGAUUCAGCAUAUAGCUGCAUUGAAAACUGUUCUUUAAAUGACAUACACAGAAUCAUGCGACCAAAAUGGAGGGGAAAAAAAUGAAAACCUCUUCAUCUUUUAUUUUUCCUUCAAGCCAGUCUCUUGAUGAGGGAGAGAAAAAGUGACCAGACUCAGAGGACCACUCUUCUCAAGAAGAAAAUGCUCUGGAAGUUUGCCUGGAUAGCCUUGAAAAACACAGAAAAACAAACAAAAAUAUUUGUUCUUAAUGAAUGUGUAUGAUAUCAUGUAUCUCUCUCUGUGGUGUUCAAGUCCACAAGAUGAAUGCAUGUUCAACACACUGCCUUACUACAUAACUGAUCUAUUUAUUAUUGCAUACAUGUAUCCUAAAGUCAGUGAGUCACUGAGUGACGCUACCAGCUAUUGCAAGUAGUGGGGUCCCUUUUGUGCUCUUUUGAUGCAGUACUUUCACAAGCCUAGUAACCUUAUUCAUAUUAAAAUGCCACUUCUUGCUAUCUUUCUUUAGUCAAUUGAAACACUACAAUCUUGAUUCCACCUCUGCAGUUCCAGGAGACAAGAUACAAACUUAGCCACCAAGCAGUGGUCCUAUAUUUCAUUUCCUGUCUACCACAGUGGCUUGGACCACAGAAAGCUGGACUGCAGGUCCUUGAUUCUAUCCACUUAUUGGUAUUGACCAUGGUUAAAGAGUGCACCACAUAGGUUCGUAUGACUUGCUGUCUAGCCUCAGUGAAUAAACCAAUAAGACUUUCAACAAAAAAUGUUAUGUAUACUGUCCUGAAUCUGGCAACUCUUGCAGUCUACAUUCUUGUGUCCAUUUAAAUGUUGCAAAAUUAAAUAUAUAUUAGAGUGGAGGUGUUCUGCAGGAGCUCAAGAUAAAAGUACUUGUCCUGUCUUUAAAGAAAAUGUUGUAGAAAAUUCUUAAUUUGGAGCUAUUUAUUACUUCAAGUUUCAACACUCUUCUGCUGCCAGUGUGUGACUCACUUCUACCAUAAAACUUUUUGCAUAUCAUUUUUGUUCGUUCAUAUAGUAGAUGAUCUGCUUAGUUUGUUUUGGGGAUUUUUUUCUCAUUUAGUUUGUUUUUUUACAACUGCUAAAUUAAAACCUUUUAUUUUAAAAGAAAAAAAUGUUGUUAUACAGUUAAAUAAAUACAUGGAAUAAAUACAUGUAUGAUAUCAUCUGUAUGUGUGUGUCUAUAUAUACACCUGUAUACCACACCUGUAUAUAUACAUAUAAAUAUAUAUAUAUACACACACACAUACAUGCACAUAUGCUUUUUAAAGUUUCCAGAUUUUGGUAUCUGUUUGAUGACCUUACUGUGUUUCCAGAAGAAUUUCUUGUCUAUAAAAAUGAGUAUUCUUUCAUACCAUCCAUUAUUUCUUAAAAUCAGGACCCUGGUUUAUGCAUGAUCAAAGAUCAAGAGGAUGUGUACUUGGUUUCACAUCAAUGCUUCAUGUUCUCAUAUUGCUAAUGGUUUCUUGAUGAAAUCAUUACCUUUAUAUUAAAAAUCCAAAUUCCUAAAUGAAAAGAGAAAAUAAUAAUUUUAAAAAUACUUCUGGAUUCAAAGGUUUAUUCAGGUUUACCAGACUAAAAAAUGUAUCUUGUUGCUAGACAGGCCAGUAUGUCAUGUGUAUGCUUAUACGCCACAUGUAGUCUCUAUGUGUAGAGCUAAACAGUAGUAUCUCUAUGACUUACUGUUUCAUGUGCACAGUUUGUGCAGCACUGAAAAACUAUUGGGGUUAUUUCUUAUUCAGAUGGUAAAUCUUAAUACUGUUUCUUUAAGUCCAAAGAAAAUUUUACACUUUACUCUUUUUUGAAAGGGCACGAUACAUAUUGGGUUGGGGGGCUUUUUUCUUAUUUAAAAUGUUUGAUCAUACUCCGCAGGAAGUCCUCCUUAGGCUUCUGAAGAAUAAGUGUACUUUUUCAGUAAUGUUAUGAUUCUUAUUGAUGAUUGGCAUGAAGCAUACUUGAAGCGUUAUGUUGUUCUUUUAAGUCCGUGUCUUAAUGUGCAAUUGGGGAGGGGAUGGAGGAGUGGGAGUGUAAUGUUAACUUUACUAUUGACAGAAGGCAGGUGGCGAUGGGGAAGGGAAGAGGGGUGCAUGUAAAGGGGAUAAACUUCAAUUUUUAUUGAUUGUUUUAUAUAAAAAUGUUUGGUAAUCUAAAAGCAACCUUUAAAACCUUUGGUCUACAAAUGUGUGUUCAACUUUCCUGUCUGUUAGUUAUACCAGAUGUAUAUGGAAAUUUUUCCAUUUAGACUUUUCUAGCUAAGUCUUGUGAUAAAGACUCACUGAGUUUCAGAAGGGGAUACUUCUAGUACGACUAUUGCACUGUUUUUUUAGAAAUGGUGAAAUGAAUCAUUUUACCCUUAAAAUACCAGAUAAGCUUUAUUGUACACUGAGAACAGGGGUGGAGGAAAAGAGAAACUAGGUGAAUAGGCAUAAAAGGGAGAUGAUAUCAAUUACAGUAUCAGAUCAGUGCUGAAUUUAAUGUAAACUGUGGAUGAACCUUAAACUCUUGAAUUUUCUAAUUCAGUGAGAGAGAGAAAAUAGACUUGCUGUCAAUGUGUGUGUUGACUUUUUCACAAAACUCCGAUAGAAAUAGAGUGACUAAGUUUUGAUCUAAAUUUUAAAGUUUGCUAUUUUAAUCUAAUUUUUUAUACAGAAACAAAAUAAAUCUAUGUUCACCUAAUUUCAGACAUUCAUAUUUCUCUUAAAGGAAAAGCAAGAAGAUACCCGUCCAAGUCUUUAACAUCUAUGAGUACUGAUCUUUGGGAUGGGUUAAAGUGUUUUGGCAACAAAUGUUUUGAAGUUUUACUUAACAUAAACAUAUGUUUAUGUUAACUGUUUAAAACAGUUAUAUGAGAGAAUGAGUUAUAUGAGAGAAUUUGGAUGAGACAGACAGAGAUUAGCAGUAAAUUCCAAUAUUUAGAGUAAUUCUCAGCAUGAGUCACUGUUUCUAGAACAGUAGUUGUAGCAAAGACAGUUUUCUCACUAGUAACUUUCCUCCUCAGAAAGUGGAUGUCCAAUUGGGUAGACAAUUUUUUUAAUUUAAUUUUUAAUAUUUUUACAAGUUCUAAUCAGCUGAGAGGCUUUACAAAACUUUCAGUAUCAUCUAAAUUUGAAGGACAUCUUAGUCCAUGCUAAAGAAAAAGAGCUAGAAAGGAAGAAGGGGGGGUCUUCUUUCCUCCUCUGAAAGUGAAGAGAGUCUUCUGAAGUAAAACUAAGCCAGUGCUCAGUCUUCAGCCUUUGGACUGUAAGAAAUGAUUUAUCAUUACUCUCUCUCUUCAUUGGUUUGGUGUUUUUAGGAAAAGUCUAUGCUUUCAAUUUCAGAAACAAAAUGCACACAGUACAGUGCAUUUGGAGAGCCCAGUAUAUUUCUAUUAAAGUUUCUUUUAGUCUCUGGGAAGGAAAUUACAAAUUCUUGGGUUUUGCCUGACCCAUUGUUCUUCUUUCCCAUUCUCACAGUGAAAUAAAGUACUUUCACAAUCUAGUUUGAGUCCUUGGUCCUUACUUGGUAUAAUCUAUAAAUCUAGAAGCUGUAUCCCCAAGUGUUUUGGGGUCUCUUGAAUGACCCAUUGAUUUUAAGUCCUGUCACUUAGUUUGCAGAAUUGAUGGGAAUGCUGUAGAAUUGUUUGAAGUGAAAACCACUUCUUUCAUUUGGUUUUCUUGUGUGCAUUAUUUAAUUCCAGACGCUGCUCUGAUGGGAGG